This is a messenger RNA of Malania oleifera, 2012 nucleotides long. Its product is annotated as B2 protein. Gene Ontology annotation, biological process: response to endoplasmic reticulum stress. Lineage: Eukaryota; Viridiplantae; Streptophyta; Magnoliopsida; Santalales; Ximeniaceae. The record is from RefSeq and is a predicted model, not a curated record. The coding region runs from base 541 to 1539 and encodes 332 amino acids. The transcript is spliced from 4 exons.
GCUCCUCACUUACCGCAUCUUCUAGAAAGUAGAAACCCCGCGCCACACGUCCUCCCCGCUUCCUCACACCACCCACCACCAUCUCUGAGUCGUCUCUGUUUCUCUCUCUGUUUCUCUAGAAAUAAAUAACGCGUUUUGGGGGGCGAGGUCGUCAUCGCCAUCGCAUUUCCUCAAUUAAUUUUCCUUUAUAAUAAUUCCAACUCUCCUCUCUUCACAGUGACAGUCACUCGUUCUCAAUUCUUCCACUUUGACAAAUCUACACGCCAUCUAAUCCAUACCCUGCUUCUUCGAAACUUCCUCCCACCCAUCCCUUCUGCCAGCACCCCUCUUGCUCUCUCUUUCUCUAUAUUACUGCCCUUCCUUCCCACUUCAUCUCCCUCUCUCAUACCCUUCUUCGGCUCUGUGUAAAUCUAUACAAUAUAUACAGACAUAUCUAGAAGCAUAAUCACAACGCAGCGUUUGUUUUAUUUACCAUUUCUGCGAGAUAAUAAGGAGAAGAGCAAGAACCAGGAGGAGAAUUCCUGAUUGGGUCUUGUAAAGAUGGAGAACAAUCAGCAGUCCUUUUGGCAGUUCAGCGACCAGCUUCGUCUUCAGACUUCGAGCUUCGCGAACCUCUCUAUCAACGAUUCCAUAUGGAGCACAUCCUCCGGGGCGAAGAACGAGCGGCGCAAUUUCGACGUCAGGGUCGGUGGAGAGGUCAAUUCCUCGUCUGGGUCGAAGCAGACGGAGCCCGAUUUUAAUGGGUUCAACAACGGGUGGAAAUUCGGGGGCGGGGGCAUCAUCGGAGACGGCGGUGCGAUUGGGGGAAGUUCCUUUAAGAACGUCAAUGGGGUUAAUGGCGGAUUCAACAAAGGUAUUUAUUCGAAGCCUUUGAGCCUGAAUCACAACAGUAAAUUCAAUAGCAUCAACACAAAAGGAGGAAAGAAUGGUCUUGGGAAGGGCGAGGAUGAUCGUGUUGGAGGCAAGGUGGGGAAGAAGAACGGUUAUAGUAAUAAGAACGGCGGCGGUGAUAAUAAUAGUAAUAGUAAUAACAAUAAGAACAGUUCUGAUAAGAGAUUCAAGACCCUUCCACCAUCGGAGUCUCUGCCCAGAAACGAAACCAUUGGUGGGUAUAUCUUUGUCUGCAACAACGAUACGAUGCAAGAAAAUCUCAAGAGGCAGCUCUUUGGUUUACCUCCACGCUAUAGAGAUUCAGUUCGGGCAAUAACACCAGGCUUGCCCCUCUUCCUCUACAACUAUUCUACCCACCAACUCCAUGGGGUGUAUGAGGCUGCAAGCUUUGGAGGAACAAACAUAGAUCCGACAGCCUGGGAGGACAAGAAAUGCCCCGGUGAAUCGCGCUUCCCUGCCCAGGUAAGAGUCCUUACAAGGAAGAUCUGUGAACCAUUAGAAGAGGACUCAUUCAGGCCAAUUCUCCACCAUUACGAUGGACCAAAGUUCCGCCUUGAGCUGAACAUACCCGAGGUAAUCUUACCAAAAUACUUGUACAAGCCAUUUGCCUGUUUGAAGGGCAUAGUUCUGAUCUAUUCUCCUGUUUGAACUUCACAGGCAAUCUCCCUUUUGGAUAUAUUCGAGGAGAGCAACCUGUGAGCUACGCAGUGCGUCUGCAGAGGCAUACAUAUACAAAUACAAGCUGCCGUGGAGGCAUACAUAUACUAUACAAAAUAGCGAAAGAAAAAGAGAAAUGAGAAAAGCAGAGAGGAAAUAGAGGUGUUUGGUUUUUAAUCUGUAUUGGGUAUGAACACUUGGGUAGAGGAAGGCCAGGGAAGAGAAGGGUGCUGUAAAAUAUGUUCUAUGUGAUGUGUAAACUCUUUUGUAUGGUUGUUACAAAGUUAUACUUGUCCUACUUAGAUAUAUAAAUAAUAAGCUUACUUAUAUGAUCAGUAUACUUCUGCCAUUUUAGUUUGAAUGAUUUAUAGAAAGUUGAGCUUAUGUACAUGCCUUCGCCAUUGGCACUCUCUUUUCUGAACACAACAUGAGAUUGUAAUAAAAUGAAAUAGAUCUUUUCUUAA